This is a messenger RNA of Cylindrotheca closterium, 3012 nucleotides long. The record is from the annotation of a GenBank genome assembly. Lineage: Eukaryota; Bacillariophyta; Bacillariophyceae; Bacillariales; Bacillariaceae.
AUGGUUGGACGAUCCAAUGGCCCUUUGGUCCUCAACGUUGCCGAAAAACCCUCUGUCGCUCGGGCGUUGGCAGGUGCUUUCAAUCGCAUGCCUCGAUCACAAGACAAAGGAAUGCGGCGGGAAUGUCACCAAAUUUUUACCCAUGAAGGCGUUUGUUUUCCACUCGUCUUUAAUCAAGGACAAGGGCAGAAUCAACAGAAUCGACCGGGAGCCCCACAUACCAUGAUUACGACGUCUGUUCGAGGUCACUUGGCGUCGAAUGACUUUGGGCCCGAAUGCGGAUGGAAUCGGAUUGACCCUGUCCAAUUGUUUGAUGCCGUCAUUGAGACCAAGUAUGCCGAAGACAUGAUACCGUUACAUGCCAUGUUAACGCGACUGGCCAAGGGUGCCAACGCCGUCAUUUUAUGGUUGGAUUGCGAUCGAGAGGGUGAAGCGAUUGGAGAUGAAGUCCAAACGGUCUGUUUGGAGGCGAAUCCUCGAUUGAUUGGCAAAAUAUACAGGGCCAAAUUUUCGACAGUCCUAGAUGGUGAGAUUCGACGGGCCCUCCAUACUCUGGGCAGAUUGAACGAAUCCUUUGUGCAAGCCGUCCAAGCAAGGUCGGAAAUUGAUUUGCGGAUUGGAGCCGCCUUUACUAGAUUCCAAACCCUGCGAUUGCAAAACAAGUUUCAGGUCUCAUCCAAAGUCAUUAGUUACGGACCUUGCCAAUUUCCUACUCUGGGGUUUGUGGUAGAACGGUGGGCUCGAAUUGAAAUUUUUCAACCAGAAACCUUUUGGUACAUCGAGUUGCAACUGAAACUCCCAUCCGAAGGGGAAGAUCCAGCACAAAGUUCCAGCACACGUCCCAUUACCUUUACGUGGCGACGCACACGACUGUACGAACGUUUCAUGACGCUGAAUUGUUACGAAUCUUGUUUGGAAGAUGGGACCGCCGUCGUUACCAGCAUGGACGGCAGCCAAAAGAAAAAGUGGCGACCGGUUCCAUUGGCGACAGUGGAAUUGCAAAAACGAGCUUCUCGGUAUCUACGAAUUGGGAGUGAAGCGCUCAUGUCCGCGGCGGAAGCUUUGUACAAUGAAGGAUACAUUAGUUAUCCCCGUACCGAAACGGAAAAAUUUCGGCCCGAGUUUGAACAUUUGCCCUUGUUGCGAGACUUUGCGCAAGGGGGAGGUGAAUUUGGAGCAUAUGCACAAAGGCUCGUAGACAGUGAUUUUCAAAAUCCUCGACCAGGUCGAAAUGAUGACCAAGCCCAUCCUCCCAUUACACCCUGCAAGGUUGUCGAUCCAAACUCGAUUGGAGAUCCAGCACAACGAGGAGUCUACAGGUUAGUGGUCAAGCAUUAUCUGGCUUGUUGUUCCAAAGAUGCACUGGGUGUGGAAACUGCGAUUUCGGUACGAAUCGGAUCGGAAGACUUUACUGCCAAGGGGUUGAUGAUUUUGGAAAAGAAUUGGCUGGAAAUUUACGAGCCAUGGGAACGAUGGUCGACUGGACAAGGAGAACUACCUCCACUGCAAGUUGGAAGCCGGGUGGUCCCACACACACUGGUGAUGAAGGAAGGGACCACCACUCCGCCCCAGCCUCUCACCGAAGCUGAAUUGAUCACCCUCAUGGACAAGAACAAAAUUGGUACUGACGCCACCAUUGCCCAACAUAUUACCACCAUUUUGACCCGGGAAUAUGCCAUCAAGGAUGCCAACCAAAGAUUUUUGCCUACCCCAUUGGGAACUGCCUUGGUGGAAGGCUACAAUAGCAUGGGAUACCAACUCAACAAACCGGAACUGAGACGAGAAAUGGAACACGAGUGCAAUUUGGUUGCGAGUCAACAAAAGACCAAGGAUGAUAUCAUUGGGCCAAUCUUGGCCAAGAUGAGGGAUUGCUUCAUACGAGCGGCGGCCGAGGCGCAAAAGUUGGACGAAGCCGUGGCGAAGCGAUUCCCACCAGUUGGACAAGGGAACAACAUGAGCGUGAUGAAGGCCAGUUUUAGUGUGUGUGGUGUGUGCCAAAACAAAAUGGCCUUGAAACGGCCAACUGGGGGAGAGAAUCGACAGGCCAACAAGGUCUUAUAUUGCAACACUUGUCAGCUUGGGCACAGCUUGCCCCGCGGAAAACCUGAACCCAAAACCGAGCAAGAGAAUGGAGGUGGAGCGCCCUUCAAGUGCCCCAUUUGCGAUUUUCAAGUCGUCAAGAUAGUUCGGGGAGAUGGAUACGAGGGAAACGGAUAUACUUUUUGUCCAAAGUGUUUUAAUGAUCCACCUGCCGAGCACGGUGGUGCCACUGGAGGAUUCCGCUGUUUCAAUUGCACCCACCCAACCUGUUCGCUGGCAAGUGGAACACCUGGAGAUGAUAUUGAAGUCUUUGCUUGUCCUUUUUGCCAGCAGCACAAUCGUAACGGUAAAAUACGUCUGAAAAAGACCUCCAAGGGCUACGCUUUAGGCUGUUCCAACUAUUCCUCUCAAUUUCGUUGCACUUAUUCCAUUUGGAUGCCACGAGAAAGUAACGAAAUCAAAAUUCCCGAAGGAGAUGCCAAUCUGUGUCAGCCAUGUACUGCGAGCCGUGGAGGGCCAGUCCGCAAGAUACACUUUGUUUGGAGGGCCGGGAGUGUUCCGCCGCAUAUGGGACGAGAAUGCACGGCGUGUGUUUUGUGUGAUACAGCCUUGCGACAAGAUAUGAACAUGAACCUUCCCAACAUGAACCAGGUCCGAACCAAUGCCAAUCGAAGUGGCGGGGCCAGUCGAACUACUGGUGGUGGAAGAGGCGGCCGAGGAGGAAACUAUGGCCCCACUAGUACCAACAACAAUUUCAACAAUGCAACUUCCAACAACUAUUCCAACCAUGCUUUUGGAAGUACCAAUAGCAAUCGCACCAACAAUGGAGGCAAUCGAAGAGGUUCGUACAACAAUCGAGGACGUGGUAGAGGCAGAGGAGGUGGAGGCAACUCGGGUGGUAGAGGAAACUUUGUCUGUUACAAGUGCAACCAACCUGGCCAUUUUGCCAAUGCAUGUCCAAAUGGAAACUAA